Saccoglossus kowalevskii is the source of this 2173-nucleotide messenger RNA. Its product is annotated as ras-related protein Rab-21-like. Gene Ontology annotation, molecular function: GTPase activity; GTP binding. NCBI's taxonomy places the organism in Eukaryota, Metazoa, Hemichordata, Enteropneusta, Harrimaniidae. The record is from RefSeq and is a predicted model, not a curated record. Gene Ontology annotation, biological process: Rab protein signal transduction.
GUCAUUGUAAAGAAUAACUUCGCCAUUUUGUAGGUGUAUGAACUCAAAAUAUCGAAAUUGAAUUGGAUGUAUUUUUGUCAAAAUUUACUUUUCAUAACAUUUAUAUCUGAGGAUUAUUCACAUGGCUGCCGGAGGAACUGGAAGCGCCAAGAGCUUUAACUUUAAAGUGGUUUUGCUCGGCGAAGGCGCAGUUGGCAAGACUUCCGUAGUUCUGCGCUACGUCGAGAAUAAAUUCAACGAAAAACAUAUAUCAACGUUACAGGCAUCAUUUCUCACAAAGAAGUUAAACAUUGGUGGGAAAAGAGUUAAUUUAGCAAUAUGGGACACGGCUGGUCAGGAAAGAUUUCAUGCAUUGGGACCUAUCUAUUAUAGAGACAGCAAUGGAGCAAUUUUAGUUUAUGAUAUCACAGACGAAGAUUCAUUUCAAAAGGUUAAAAAUUGGGUCAAAGAAUUGAGAAAAAUGUUAGGAAAUGAUAUUGCAUUGUGUAUAGCAGGCAAUAAAAUAGAUUUAGAAAAAGAAAGGCAUGUUCCAGUUGCUGAUGCAGAAUCAUAUGCAGCAUCAGUAGGGGCUAAACAUUUUCAUACUACAGCUAAACUAAAUAAAGGAAUUGAAGAAAUGUUUCUUGAUCUUAGUAAAAGAAUGAUUGAAAGACAGUCAGAAGAUACACAUAAAAGCACGACAACAUCACGAUCAAAUCGCACUAAAACAGUGACAAUAGUUGAUGAUGAACCUGAACAACCAAGUGGUGGGGGAUGUUGUGGAUCUUCCUGAUUAUUUACUCAGAUAUUGUAGUAUUUGUGAAUGUAAGCUAUUUUAAAUCAAACUGAAUAUUGACACUAUGUAAUUUAUUGUCUAUUCAUCUUGCCUUUGUCCUGCAUUGCUGCCAGUUGCAUGUUGGGAUAGCUAGAGUAGUUAUAUUCUCCUUGAUGACACAUCAAUUCAGACCAUUUUAAUAUUUACAUAACUUUAUAAUAAAGAUUGCUACUGAGUGUCUUGCAUACCAUGACUCGACUGAGGACAUACAGUCUGCUGCCAUCUUGGAUAUGUUUUAGACUUUCCAUGGAUGAAUUUUGUUCAAAUUUUAUGGGUACAAUAUAUCUGCCACAUGGAUGUGCCUAUUCACACAAAAGUGUACAUACUUGCUGGGACCCCUCAUGAGUCAAAUUUCAGUUUUCAUAUCAUUUUGAAACAGCUAUUGAAUAAAAUGUACCAAGUCGAAGACUGUUUUCUUUCUUUCACGUGUCCAGUCCAUGUUGAUACAAAGCCACUACAUGAUGUCAUUCAUAUUUACGUCAAUUUCCAUUUGUAUUUAUUUAUUAUACAUGUAGCUGCCUUUCUCUUCCUUGUUUGGAUGUAAGUUCUAUAACUGGUAAUAUGUUCAUCCUUCAGUCGAAUACCCGCCAUGCUUGGACUUUUUUGUUCAAAGUUAAUAAAUAUAUCAUGUUUUUUUAUUUUAUGGCUUUUGAAUGACUGGUAACCUUUAUUGUCUUUCCCCCAAAAUAAAAACACAAAACAUAGACAAGCAUGGAUAAAUUUCAUUCAAACUUUUAUUAGAACUGCAUUCCCACUUUGUAUUAUAUGUAGAACACCUUUUAUGAUAUUGUGAUCACCAUGAGAAGUCAGUUGGUAUGGUCACAAAAUCCGAAAUAUUGUAGCACUGAAGCAAGCCUGCGCUGAAGGACAUGUUUUAUCACCAGUUUAAACAUAAUUGUCAUUGUUGUAUUUACUCAAGGCAAUUGACAUGUUUUUCAAAAAACUUUCAGAUUUCUCAUGAACUGUACAAAAUUCAAAGCCUUAUCAUGCUUGCAGGGGACAGUGAGAUGUUUUCAGAUCAUACAAAGUGGAAUGCAACUUUAAACAUGGAUGGUGGGUUUCAGAUGCACGUAAUUUUUUGUUUGUUUCAAGUGUCCUGACAUUCGUUGAUCAAUUUUGUUUGAAUUUGGUGAAAGACGAGACAUAUUGGUGAACACAUGCAGGUUAUUUGACUUUUCUUGUAUAUGAGUGAGUUCCAAUGAAAUGCAUUCAAAUAGCUGUAUUUGUCACUGUAGUCGCAAUACUUGUCAUGUGUGCUCAGUCGGUUUAUUUCACUGAAUAACAUAACAUAAUAUAACAUUUAUUUCCUGUAUGUAAUAUAAUGUCAACAUGUAAAUAAAUUGUCAUCUUACCCUCUAA